This is a messenger RNA of Daldinia loculata, 1092 nucleotides long. RefSeq lists its product as uncharacterized. Lineage: Eukaryota; Fungi; Ascomycota; Sordariomycetes; Xylariales; Hypoxylaceae. The record is from RefSeq and is a predicted model, not a curated record. Bases 1 to 1092 code for a protein of 363 amino acids. Gene Ontology annotation, cellular component: mitochondrion. Gene Ontology annotation, molecular function: hydrolase activity, acting on acid anhydrides, in phosphorus-containing anhydrides. The transcript has 2 exons.
AUGCCGAAGAGGAACAACUCAUCGUCGACGCCACCAAAAGAGAAGACAUUAGCAGAAGCACGGCCGAGCUCAAGCGUCAUUCUCCUAUCUCCAGAAAAUCAGGUCUUAUUACUACACAGAGUGAAGUCGUCCUCGGCAUUUCCUUCGGCUCACGUAUUCCCGGGCGGGAAUAUCUCCGAGUUCCACGACGGAACCGUACCAGGCCCAAGCGAUCUUAAGCGGCAUGAGGACUCGCUCACAUACAGGCUAGGCGCGAUACGGGAGACCUUCGAAGAGAGUGGAAUCUUACUCGCCCGCGAAGGGGGUAAAGAUGGGAAGCCCUUAAACGUCCCGGUUACUCAACGCGACAGUGCGCGUAAAGAGAUUUACGAGAACAAAGUCUGUUUCGUCGAGUGGCUUCGGAGUGUCGGCGGGCUUGCAGAUAUUGAGAAUCUUUUGCCCUUCACUAGAUGGAUAACCCCCCUUGGACAGUCUCGGCGAUUCACCACGCAGAUGUAUCUUUACAUGCUUCCACUAUCGACCAGCAACGACCCCGCUAUAUCCGCGGCACGAUCUGAGGCUAUAAUCCCCACACCUGACGGGGGUGUUGAGAUCACUGCGGCACGUUUUGAUGAUGCCAGCACAUGGCUAAAGAAGCAGGAAACGGGCGAGAUCGUACUCUUUCCGCCUCAAUGCUUCCUACUACAUAUUAUCUCCCAGUUCUUAGUCGGACCACCCUCUGGUUCGCCAAGUGCAUCUGAAUUAGUGGAGCAUUAUCACGCGCAGAGAGAAAAGUUGAGAAGCUUUCUUACGACGGUGCCGACCACGAGUGACCCGAAAGCUGCGAAACACCCUACAGCUCAAAUUGCUUGGGCUGACAAAGUGAUUAGCCCUACAACAUUGGGUCUACGGAAAAGUGACAGGAAGUCAAUCCUAGGACUUGAUAAGCCUGGCCCGGAGCUUAAGGGCAGUAAUAGGGGAGGUGACUGGGAGAGGGUUGUGUUGACUAGAUUUGUAAAGGGGGUAGCUAAGGAGGUUGAGGUAAGAAGUAGGGAAGAAGUGCUAGAAGAAGAAAGGCAGGCGGAAAAAGAAGCGAGAGAGACGAAAUUAUGA